Messenger RNA from Terrapene triunguis (Three-toed box turtle), 1584 nucleotides. RefSeq names its product gap junction gamma-1 protein-like. The record is from RefSeq and is a predicted model, not a curated record. NCBI's taxonomy places the organism in Eukaryota, Metazoa, Chordata, Testudines, Emydidae. Bases 21 to 1187 code for a protein of 388 amino acids. Gene Ontology annotation, biological process: cell communication. Gene Ontology annotation, cellular component: connexin complex. The transcript has 2 exons.
GAGCCAUCGUCCGGGCCAGGAUGAGCUGGAGUUUCCUGACCCGGCUCCUGGAGGAGAUCAACAACCACUCAACCUUUGUGGGCAAGGUCUGGCUCACUGUCCUCAUCAUCUUCCGCAUCGUGCUGACGGCCGUGGGCGGCGAGUCCAUCUACUACGACGAGCAGAGCAAGUUCGUGUGUAACACGCAGCAGCCGGGCUGCGAGAACGUCUGCUACGAUGCCUUCGCGCCCCUUUCCCAUGUCCGCUUCUGGAUCUUCCAGAUCAUCAUGGUGGCCACGCCGUCCGUCAUGUACCUGGGUUUCGCCAUGCACCGCCUUGCCCGCGGGCCGGGGGGCCACCGGCGGGGGGGCGGGGGCCCGCGGGUGCGCAUGCCCGUGGUGCGGCGGGGUGCCGGGCGGGACUACGAGGAGGCAGAGGAGGAUAACGAGGAGGAUCCCAUGAUCUUCGAGGAGAUCGAGGUGGAGAAAGAGAAGGGCGGGGAGGGGGGUGAGAAACACGACGGGCGCCGGCGGAUCCGCCAGGAUGGGCUGAUGAAGGCCUACGUGCUGCAGCUGUUGUGCCGCUCGGUGCUGGAGGUGGCCUUCCUCUUCGGGCAGUACGUGCUGUACCACUUUGAGGUGAGCCCCUCGUACGUGUGCAACCGCAGCCCCUGCCCGCACAUCGUCGACUGCUUCGUCUCCCGGCCCACCGAGAAGACCAUCUUCCUGCUCAUCAUGUACGCUGUCAGCGGGCUCUGCCUCUUCCUCAACCUCCUCGAGCUCUGUCACCUGGGGAUCGGCCGCAUCCGGGACUUGGUGCGCCAGAGCAGCGACAGCCCGAGCCCCCACGACAGCCACUCUGGGCCGCACUAUGCCAAGAAGGCCCCCAGCGCGCCUCCCACCUACCACUCGCUGAAGAAAGAGCCCCUCAAGGGCCAGCUGGCCAACGGGAAGCUGGACUACAGCGGGAACCUGGCCAGCUCUGCAGCCGAGCGCUCCCGUGAGCACGAGCUGGACCGGCUGCGCAAGCACCUCCGCAUGGCCCAGGAGCACCUGGAGAUGGCCUUCCAGCUGAACCCCCCGCUGGAGACGGCCAGCCCCGCGCGCAGCAGCAGCCCUGAGGCCAACGGUCUCGCUGCCGAGCAGAACCGCCUCAACUUGGCCCACGAAAAUGAAGGGUCUGCUUGCGAGAGAACCACAGGAUUGUGAGCGGCUGGGCCCCUCAGCGGCUGCAGAGAUGGUGACAGGGAAUGGCUCGGACUGGCAAUAUGCUCCUGAGGAGACCACUGGAAUCUGGACAGCCUGUGCUGAGGAAACGGGGGAGGGGGGUGGACGACACAGGGUUGGGGGCUGAGCUUCUGAGGAGGGCUGGGCUGGGAAGCCCUCUGCCUCCUGUGGGGCUCCAGCAGGGCAGGCUGGCAUGGGGAGGUGACUUGUGGGGAGGAACAUUCCUUCACUUUUCUCACUUUUUUUAGAACAGGGAAUCUUUUAUUUUUGUACUUUUUAUAAACUUGUCAGUGCACAUCCCCAGCCCCCGCCCCAAACACCUGCGGCCCUCCUCCCCACUGGGACCUUCAGCCAGCCCCUUCCCAGCCCUGUGACACAC